UCUGGAGUAUAGUCGAGAUGAGUAUCGGGCAGACGUUAUCCCUGCUCAGUAGUACAGAGUUGUUCCGCCGCCCGCAGAGACUACGACGACUGGGGUAACGUGCUGGAGGACGACAGCUGGCUCUUCCCCUCCGUCCUUCCCUUUUUCCUGCGCUCGGAGAACGCCCUGGAUGAGGACUUGGCGAGGGACACCACGUUCCACUCCAGGGGCGGGCCCCUCCCCGUCCAGCGCCUGCCCGCCGUGGACCCCGUCAGCAAGGUGCUGGUGCAGGCCAUGAAGGACAUCGGCCUCGACGAGCGGGACCCCAACGGCGCCGUGCAGGCGGGCGUCUCCAUGGCGCAGACCACGACCAUCAACGGCGAGCGGGCGAGCACCAACAGGGCCUUCCUCAGGCCCGUGCGCCACCGGCCCAACCUGGAGGUGCGCACGCGCGCGCACGUCACCAGGGUCCUGUUCCGCCGCGGCGAGGCCAGCGGCGUGGAGUACCGCGACGGCUACACCGGCACGCUCAAGAGGGCGUACGCGAGCAAGGAGGUGGUGCUGAGCGCCGGCGUCAUGAACUCGCCCCAGAUCCUUAUGCUGUCCGGAAUCGGCCCAAAGAAGCACCUCUCGUCACUCGGUAUUAAGGUUGUCAAGGACCUCCCCGACGUCGGCGAGAACCUGAUGAACCACGUGUCCAGCCUUGGCAUCGAGUUCCUGCUGCCGCCGGGCUGGCCCGCCCUGCCCGCCGACAUCAACGCCCGCGAGCAGGACUUCACGCACUUCGCGCCGGGCGGUCCGCUGUCGUCCAUCGGGCCGGAGGAGGUGACAGCCUUCCUCAGAGGGUCGGGGCCGUCCGUCGACGGCCGGCCCGUGUGGAACCUGCGGUUCUACGGCAACAUCCCCAAGUCACGCGGCGGGCCCGUGUGCAUCCCCGCGCCGCCGCAGGACCCGCUGUACUACGACCGCAUCCUGGUGACGCCCGUGCUGCUGGACUGCAAGAGCGUGGGCUCGGUGCGGCUGCGCAGCGCCGACCCGCUCGCGCCGCCGCUCAUCCGGCUCAACCUGCUCGGCGACGAGCCCGGCCGCGACCUGCGGCUGCUCGUGCAGGCGCUGCAGACGUCGGCCGCGCUCGAGGACACCCCGGCCUUCCAGCGCGCCAACCUUACGCUGAACCGCGCGCCGCUGCCCGGCUGCGAGCAGCACGCCUUCGGCUCGACGGCCUACUGGGAGUGCGCCGCGCGCACGCACACGCUCAACACCUUCCACACGGCGGGCACGGCGCGCAUGGCGGCCCCCCACCGGCCCGGCGUGCUCGACGCCAGGAUGCAGGUGCGCGGCGUGCCGAGGCUCCGCGUCGUGGACGCCAGCUCCUUCCCGCUGCUGCCCAGCGGCAACCCCAACGCCCCCGUCAUCAUGCUGGCCGAGCGGGGCGCGCACUUCAUCCGGCAGACCUGGGGGCAGGCCGCCCGCGGCGCCCAGGACAAAUGACCGCCAAAAGUCCUCCUCCUCCUCCCCCUCACGUCCCACCCCAAAGUGGAGGUUAUUUUUCAGAAUUUGCCCCCGCGGGCUCGCGGUGGACUACCGUCGGGGCUUAGCGACUCAACAGGCGAUGGGGCUCUGCGCCACGGCCCUACCCCACCUCGCCUCGCCCCACCCCCCUUCCCCGCCCACCACCUCCGACCCUCCCCGCCGUGACACCCGGCCCCCAGCGGGCUACUGCCUACGGUGCGUUAAUUACCUCGAAGGGAAAAGAGGGAGAGGGGUCCGAACAUCCACAGGCUCAGCAAAGUCGAGUCACCGUUAAUAAAAGAAAACUGUGGAAAUCUCGAAAGUCGAUCUUCCGAUAUGACGAGUUCCCCGGUCGUUACACACAGCUCGGCGAGCGUUCGGCGGCUGUAAUGUGCCGCCGCGCUCCGGGCCAGGCGGCGAGUGGCCGCGGGGAAGGAGGGCGAAGUUGUUGGCGAACUUUUAUUCUCUCAACUUGGGGUUUAUUGGGUCCUAUCUGCGCCACCAGCCGUGGUGUCGAUGGUCGGCGCGUGUCCACCCCAAAGCCGCGCCAGCCAAGUGCUGCGGGGGCGGGGCCCGGGCCGUGGCUGUGAAUGCAGAGGCGCGGACAUGGGGAGGGUGCGGAGGGGAUCCACGGUUAGAAGCGCAGAG
This is a messenger RNA of Frankliniella occidentalis (western flower thrips), 2139 nucleotides long. RefSeq names its product glucose dehydrogenase [FAD, quinone]-like. Gene Ontology annotation, molecular function: oxidoreductase activity, acting on CH-OH group of donors; flavin adenine dinucleotide binding. Bases 274 to 1470 code for a protein of 398 amino acids. The record is from RefSeq and is a predicted model, not a curated record. The transcript has 4 exons. Lineage: Eukaryota; Metazoa; Arthropoda; Insecta; Thysanoptera; Thripidae.